This is a messenger RNA of Geosmithia morbida, 1659 nucleotides long. Its product is annotated as 6-phosphofructo-2-kinase / fructose-2,6-biphosphatase 4. Bases 1 to 1659 code for a protein of 552 amino acids. Gene Ontology annotation, molecular function: ATP binding; fructose-2,6-bisphosphate 2-phosphatase activity; 6-phosphofructo-2-kinase activity. The record is from RefSeq and is a predicted model, not a curated record. Gene Ontology annotation, cellular component: cytosol. Gene Ontology annotation, biological process: fructose 2,6-bisphosphate metabolic process; fructose metabolic process. Lineage: Eukaryota; Fungi; Ascomycota; Sordariomycetes; Hypocreales; Bionectriaceae. The transcript is spliced from 6 exons.
AUGGAUACCUUGCUGACGGCCGAGAUUGCGGCCAAUGCGCCUCGCUACCGACGCAAAAGCUCGACCUUUAUCGACGGCAUCCACGAUGUCCCCGAAGAUCGAGACAUGGCCCCGGCCCAGCUCUACAGCACCAUGUCCGGCAGACUCUUUCACUCCGGUCGCAUCGCCAUCGUCAUGGUCGGCCCACCGGCUCGUGGCAAAACCCAUAUCUGCGUAUCCAUGUCGCGUUACCUGCAAUGGCUCGGAGUCAAGACCCGCAUCUUCCAUCUGGGCGAUUACCGCAGGGCCACGAUAGGCCCUGAGGGUGCUGUGCCCGAGGACUACUUCUUCCCCAAUGCCUCCCCGGCCUCUCUCAUCCUGCGCCAGAAGAUCCUCAAGAAGUGCCGCGAGGACAUCUAUGCCUGGCUCAACCACGAGAACGGCCAGGUCGCCAUCUACGAUGCGGUAAACCCCACGGCCAGUGGAAGGCGUUCGCUGGCCAAGGAGUUCUUGAAGCACGACGUCCAAACGCUGUUCAUCGAAUCGUUUGUAGAUGACGACCGCAUCCUCCAUGAAAAUGCCCGUAACGUCAAGAUCUCGUCACCCGACUUUGCCAACAUGGACCCGGACCAAGCUGCGAAGCUGUACCUUCGACGUAUCGACAUGAAGAUUCCCAUGUUUGAGACGAUGAACGAGAAGGAGAUGAAUUACAUCAAGAUGAUCAAUGCCGGUGCCAAAUUCUUCUACAACAACGUCAGCUUCAACUACCUCUCUCACCGGAUCGUCUUCUACCUCACAAACAUCCACAUCAAGUCGCGCACGACCUUUUUCGUCCGCGCCGGCCCCACAACGGAAGAGGACGAGUCGUUUAGGUCAGACGCGCCACUCUCUGACAAGGGCCGAGACUAUGCCCAGAUCAUGUCGGACACUCUCCUGAAGCACCGCGAGCAGGAGUCCCUGGAGCGUGCUGCCAAGACAGGAGCCGCUAUCCCUCUACGUCCCUUGUCUGUGUGGACCUCGACCCGUCUCAAGACGGUCCAGACGGCCGAAUACCUCAAGGGUAAGGGCUACAAGGUGCGUCAGCGCUCGCAGAUGAGCCAGAUCAACCCCGGCGCCUGCGAGAAGAUGUCGGAACACAUGAUACGGAAACUAUACCCAGACGAGGUCGAGAAGCACAAGCUGGACCCGUACCACCACCGAUACCCCCGAGCCGAGUCGUACCACGACCUUGCCGUUCGUCUCGAACCCAUCAUCCUGGAGCUGGAGAGGGAGCAGAGCGACCUGCUCAUCAUAGCCCACGAGUCUGUGCUGCGUGUGCUGUAUGCAUACCUCAUGCACUGCUCGACAAUGGACAUCCCGCUGCUCAACUUCCCGCGAGACGAGAUCAUCGAGAUCAUACCGGCGGCGUACCAGAACGAGGCCAGGCAUAUCCGCAUACCCGGGCUCGAGGCCAAGAUGAUACCCAGCUCCCCGGACGACGCCAACAUCCCUCUGAGCAUAGGCAGCGCCCCGCCUAGCAGGUGCGCCAGCGGAGCGGCGAGCGAGAUAGCAUCCGGUCAGAUGAGCCCUCUGCCCGGGGGUCUGGGCAGCCCUCUGGAGUCGGGGACGGAGAAGGCGGGGGACAAGGUGAAGAAUACGGGCAAGCAGAUGGUGGCCGGCAAGGUGAAUGAUGAGGAUUAG